AUGUCGGGAAUGUUGAGCAAGCGACAGCUUGCGCGGAACGAAAUGGCUCUGCAAGAACUUGUAAAAUCCCCGGGAAAUAAUGUUUGUGCCGACUGCCAGGCAAGAAAUCCAGGUAAGACCCAAGGCUCCAUAUUCAACAAACAUGAACUGAUCACGGAUGUAGGAUGGGCAAGUUGGAGUUUGGGGAUAUUCUUGUGUAUGCGUUGUGCGGCCCUACACCGAAAGCUGGGGACACAUAUCACAAAGGUUAAAUCGCUCAGUAUGGAUUCAUGGUCAAAGGAUCAAGUAGAUCAUAUGAAAAAGGUGGGAAAUGUUGCGUCGAAUCGAAUUUACAACCCACAAAAUACACGACCUCCAAUCCCUAUCGACGCUGAUGAGGCUGAUUCGGCCAUGGAACGAUUUAUACGGCAGAAGUAUAGCAAUGGACCUCAAGUCCAAAGGCGGAAUCACACAGGUAGUUCGAGUUCAGACGAUCACCCUCCGCCACUCCCCCCUAAGAAUGGGGCGAAGUUUGGCUUUAGAUCGGCUUCUUCAAUAUUUCCCCUUUCCUCGAAAGCAAAAAAAGACAAUGAAGAUGCGCGCGCAGAAUUUAACGAUUAUAAUCAACCGCCAUCGCCACCACCGAGAAAUAAUAAACACUCAAGGAUAUUUGGGACUUCUCUGGACGCAACGGAUGAUCUAGAGUCGAAGAUGGCGAAAUUACGAGAGCUAGGCUUUAGGGACGAGAAGAGAAAUACAACAGUGCUUAAGGGCUUAAAUGGAAAUUUAGAAAAGUCCAUUGAAACUCUAGUCCGGCUAGGUGAGGGCGGAUCUAGUGCAAGAACAGCAUCCUCUAUAAAUUCUUCUGGACCGCGAACGCCCGCUAGUCCGCCUGGUUUAUCAUUUGAGCGGCCUCAAGCAACUAGUCCCACAACGUCAUCAGCCUCUAACAACCCAUUUGAUAGACUUGAUAAUCCUGUCUUCCCUCAUGUGCAGUCUACACAGUCUACAGGUUCAAUGGCACAAGCACAGCGUCAGAUGAUGGGAGGAAAUCCAUAUCAGAACACUGCGAGCACAAAUCCGUUCGGAUUGAUGCCAUCUCAAUCACAGCUCAAUUUGAAUCAGGCAUUCCAAAAUAUGUCGGUUUCUUCACCACAGCCCCUUUUCCCUCACCAUACAGGUGGGGUCCCUGGUCCUCAACCACCGGCAGUACAACAACUAUAUCAACAAUCUAUGGCGCCUCCUGUUCCUUCCUUGCCACAGCACUACUAUCAGCCCGUCACAUACGACAAUCAGGCCCAAAAAUCUCAAUCACAGCAAUUUGAUCGAAAUAACAUGAAUACCAACCCAUUCAUGCAACAAGUACCGCCGCCAGUCGUCAACACUAACCUCCAAUCAAAUCCUUUUAUGCAACAAACCGCAACUAAUCAAACUUUGUUCGCAAGUCCAGUCGCUCAAACGUCUCAACAGCAAUAUCCACCUGGGAACUACAAUAUGGGAGGACAAAAUCCUCCACCACAAAUGAAUCCAUUCCUCAACCAAGCAAAUAUGCAACAGCAGCAGCAGCAGCAAGGAUUGCAAUCACAAUAUGGAUACCAACAACAACCGCAAUCUCAAUACCAACAACCUCAGGUACAACCUCAAACCUCUCAGUAUGACCAGUAUCGGCAGCAAACGUACCCUUUGAUGCCACAGCCGACUGGAAGAUUAGUAGAUAAGCGCAGUAUUUUGGAUCUCUACAAUUAUCCUCAAUUAGCGCCCACUCAGAUUCAGCAGCAACAACAACCACAACAACAACCACAACCAGAUUCCAUCCAACAGCAGGCACCUCAAGCCGCGGAAAUGGCUCAGCCUAAUGGACAAAUAUCAAGCGGUAGUAACAACCCCUUCGUGUCAAAUGUAGCGGCAGCACCAAACGCGGGAACGAACACUAGCAAUGGCUCCGGGAGACAAAUUAGUCGUGAGAGUAUGAUGAUAGAUGGUGGAGGUUGGCAAAAUGGAAGACAUAGUCCGGAUGCAUGGGGGCAAAUUAGUGGGAGGCGGUGA
Sclerotinia sclerotiorum 1980 UF-70 is the source of this 2025-nucleotide messenger RNA. RefSeq lists its product as hypothetical. The transcript is spliced from 3 exons. The record is from RefSeq and is a predicted model, not a curated record. Gene Ontology annotation, molecular function: GTPase activator activity; protein binding. NCBI's taxonomy places the organism in Eukaryota, Fungi, Ascomycota, Leotiomycetes, Helotiales, Sclerotiniaceae. Gene Ontology annotation, biological process: intra-Golgi vesicle-mediated transport; endoplasmic reticulum to Golgi vesicle-mediated transport; endocytosis. Gene Ontology annotation, cellular component: Golgi apparatus. Bases 1 to 2025 code for a protein of 674 amino acids.